Molecule: messenger RNA, 2499 nt
Organism: Drosophila grimshawi
Lineage: Eukaryota; Metazoa; Arthropoda; Insecta; Diptera; Drosophilidae
Gene: Cog6
Product: conserved oligomeric Golgi complex subunit 6
Exons: 2
Coding region: 59-1936 (625 amino acids)
Biological process (GO): intra-Golgi vesicle-mediated transport
Cellular component (GO): COG complex
Source: RefSeq, a predicted model, not a curated record
GUAUAAACGUGUGAGAGUCUAGAUUGUUUUGUUGACGUCGCCAAUUUGAGAGGUAAAAAUGAGCGCCGUCCAAGAGGAUCAGGACCGCAUACAGAAGCGUGUCAAUAAAAUAUUGGAGACGCGCCUCGAAACGGACAAGGACACAUUGGAUGCCCUGAAUGGCCUGUCCAGCUUCUUCACAGAGAAUACGCUGCAGAAUCGCCGAAAUUUGCGGAGUCAAAUCGAGCAACGAUCCGUUGGCAUCAACGAGAACUUUUUGAAGGCAUUUCGGGAGGUGAAGUUGACGCUGGAUGCUGUCUGCACGGAUCUGGACACGAUGGCCACAUCGGUGCAAAUGAUGAAAACUGAUCUGGAGACAUCGAAAGCGCUGACCAAAGAUCUCAUCGAGCAGACAAACAAAAUGCAGGAGGAGCGGGAACGUUUGGAGAUUCAUCAGCAAAUUGCGCAGGCAUUUCUAACACGCUUUCAGCUCAGCGUGCCGGAGCACCAAUUGCUGUAUGGCAGCGCCAAGGAUGCGCCCAUUGUGCCGGAGUUCUUCAAGGUAUUGGAUCGGGUGCAGUCGAUUCAUUCAGAUUGCCGGCUGCUUAUGCAGUGCGGCUAUCAGACGGCCGCUCUGGACAUCAUGGAGGAGAUGACGCUGCAUCAGGAGGGCGCACUGGAGCGCCUCUAUCGCUGGACCCAGAACCACUGCCGCAAUCUGGAGAACAAUGAAAUUGGCCCCCUGAUCGUGGAGGCCAUGAGUCGAUUGCAGGACAGACCGGUGCUCUUCAAGUAUGUCAUCGAUGAGUAUGCGAUUGCACGCCGUGCUGUGCUCGUGCGCCAGUUUAUUGAGGCCUUGACCGAAGGUGGUCCCGGCGGGAAUCCCAAGCCUAUUGAGCUGCACGCCCACGAUCCCAAGCGUUACAUUGGCGACAUGUUCGCCUGGCUGCACCAGAGCAUACCCAACGAGAAGGAGAAUCUGACGCUGCUCUUCAAGAAGUGCGAUAAGCACGAUAUAUCGGAGCAAAUGCAAAAGGCGCUCAGCUAUAUAGCCGAUGGCGUCUGUCAUCCGCUCAAGGUGCGCGUGGAGACGAUACUGAGCUCGGAGCCGGAUACCAUCGUAUUGUUCACCAUUUCGAAUCUGUUGCGCUUCUAUCAGCAGAUCAUGAAACAGGUGGUGCAAGGCGGCAGCCUCGAGCAGUGCCUCAUCGAGCUGCAGCAGAGCAGUGAGCAGAUCUAUCUAAAUGCCUUGGCCAGCCAGGUGCGCAGCGUCCUCCAGCGACCAGCGGGCAGCAGUCUGGCGCUGGAGCCGCCACAACGUGAUUUGGUGCCGCCGCCGAGUGUGGCACGACUCCUCAACAUUCUCAAGGAGAUCCUGUCGGUGGCAACAAUGGUGGAUGGUCGCCAGGCGGACAUUACGAAGAUUGUGACGUGCGUGAUUGAUCCGCUGCUGCAGUCGGUGCAGGAGAGCGCCGCCCACCUACCCACAGUGGAUAUGGCUGUCUAUUUGCUCAAUUGUCUCUAUCACAUGCAGAGCACGCUGGCUGUCUUUGAGUAUAUGGAUGAGCGGGUGGAGCGCUUGCAGGCCCAGUCGGAUGCACAGCUGGACACGCUCACCUCCGAGCAGGCAUCCUCGCUGGUGGCCAAUCUGAAUCUGGGACCGAUCUACACCAUAUUGCAGAGCAAUCAGACCAAAAUUGAGACGAAUCUGUUGAAGAUAUUCAUGUCGAAAAUGGAUGCGUUUCUACAGCUGCCCGAUGUGCUGCUCCUGCCGCAGGUCCAGCUGAUCAUGUCCAGCUCGCAUCGCAGCACAGUUCAGCGCCGCUCCUUCAAUGUCAUCGUGGCCAUCUACAAGCAGAUCUAUGAGCGUGUCCAUGAUCCCGCAAAUGGUUUUGAGCAGCCCGAGGCGUUGCUCCACAAGACGCCCGAUCAGGUUGCUCGCAUCUUGGCCAACUAAUUGGAAGCGGGACAUCCAUCAGCUUAAUAUACGUAUUCCAAUAUAUCUAUAUAUAUAUCUUCUAUGCAAUAUAAAUGUAUCUGUUUAAUUUAUUGUUGUAUGGAUUUCUUCUCUUCUCUUUGAAUGUGAAAUUAAGCAGACAAGUACAAGUACAGUGGGCAUUCAAUACAGUCGUCUAAUGAAAACCAAAUGCUAACUUUUUGCACUAAAGUCAAAUUCAAAAACAGUUUUCUUUUUUGAUUAUUUUCAAACUUUAGUAUAAGCAGUACUCAAUCUUUCGAUACUACUGUUAGUACAGUACAUAUUCAUUACAUAGAUACCAUUUAAAUGUUGCAUAUUUCCUUAUAUUGGUCUGUUUAUCUAAAAUUGUUUGAGUCUAAUAUAAACAAUUCUUGCGCUUAAGUGUAGUGUUUGGUAAUAUUUAUUUGAAUAGAGUACUAUUUAUAAUUAAUAAACAAAAAUGUAUUAAGUUAAGCAUACUCUGAAUGCUUACAUAAAAGAUUUCUCCAGAAUUUGCAGAAAAAAUGGUUUUUGCUUUGAAUACACAUUUUGCAAGAUCGAAA